UCCACACGCCUGCAAACACACAGGAAUUAACUUUUUUCUCGCUCACAGAAGGGGACGUAGUGGCGGUUAGGAGAUGUUUUUGCAGCAUUUGCCCAGCUAGCGACGAGCGUUCGUUCUUUCAUAACACCAGCAAGCUGCAGUCACUGUAUACUGAACUGACUUCUGACAACAAUAAACACACACCUCACAAAGACACGGGUGCUCAUUAUGGACUACGAAAGACCCAACGUAGAGACUAUCAAAUGUGUUGUAGUUGGAGAUAAUGCUGUUGGGAAGACUCGCCUUAUUUGUGCCCGGGCCUGCAACACUACCCUGACCCAGUACCAAUUGUUGGCCACACAUGUACCAACCGUAUGGGCCAUCGACCAGUAUAGAGUCUGUCAAGAGGUCUUAGAACGUUCCAGAGAUGUUGUGGAUGACGUAAGCGUGUCCCUUCGGUUAUGGGACACCUUUGGAGAUCAUCACAAAGACAGACGCUUCGCCUAUGGAAGGUCUGAUGUCGUGGUCCUCUGCUUUUCCAUCGCCAAUCCCAACUCCUUACACCAUGUUAAAACCAUGUGGUACCUCGAGAUAAAGCACUUCUGUCCACGCACACCUGUCAUCUUGGUCGGCUGCCAGCUGGACUUGCGCUAUGCUGACCUGGAGGCAGUCAAUCGAGCUAGGCGACCAUUAUCAAGGCCCAUUAAACCUGGAGACAUUUUGCCUCCGGAGAGUGGAAGGGAGGUAGCCAAAGAGCUUGGCAUCCCAUACUACGAGACCAGCGUUUUUGACCAGUUUGGUAUCAAGGAUAUCUUUGAUAAUGCCAUCCGAGCAGCUCUCAUCUCCAGACGUCACCUACAGUUCUGGAAGUCUCAUCUGAGGCGAGUCCAAAAGCCACUUCUGCAGGCACCAUUUUUGCCACCCAAAGCUCCUCCGCCACUUAUAAAGAUCCCAGAGUGUCCAGCCAAACACCGGGAUGGCCCGAAGCAGCUUCUUGAGACCCCUCUGUGUGCUGAUGUUAUGUUUAUCAUUCAGGAGCACGUCCACUUGUUUGCCCACAGAAUCUACCUGUCUACCUCAUCCUCCAAAUUCUUUGACCUCUUUCAGAUGGACUUUUCGGACGAAUCCCAGUGCUUGGUGGUAACUGAGCGUCACCGCCGGGAUCAGCUAAUGCGCACACUAAGCCUGGACACAGAAGAGGAUGUUAUGGUUCUCCCAAAUCUUUCUCCAUGCUCUCUUCGAGCAUCCAAGAGUGAUGGUACCCUCAAAAUGAUGAGUUUCAGUGGGAUGCACCGGCGCACCAGGCUUUCCCUGGCGUCUUGGAGCAAGGCUUUCUACAGCAUCCAUAAGGAGAAUGUGAUCAACCCGGUCACAGGUACGCCGGCUCUCAUGACAAUCGUAAAGAUGGAUCAUUCCAUCCACCAUGGCCCAUUCAGCGCGGUCUUACGCUUUCUCUACACCGGUGAGCUAGACGAGAAGGAGAAAGAACUGAUGAAGAUCGCUCAGAUUGCAGAGAUCUUAGAAGUGUUUGAUCUCCGGAUGAUGGUGGAGAACAUCAUGAACAACGAGGGCUUCAUGAAUCAAGAGAUCACAAAAGCGUUCCACGUGAGAAAAGCCAACAGAAUCAAAGAGUGUCUCACCAAGAAUAAUUUCACAGAUGUGGUGUUCAGGUUGGACGAUGGCACCAUUAACGCCCACAAACCACUGCUGAUCUCUAGCUGUGACUGGAUGGCUGCCUUAUUUGGGGGCUCUUUCAUGGAGAGUGCAAAUGACGAGGUCUCAUUCCCCAACACCAGCAGAGUAUGUAUGCAGGCGGUGCUGGAGUACCUCUACACCAAUCAGCUGUCGCCCAUGGCAGACCUGGACCCAAUGGAGCUGAUCGCCCUGGCCAACAGACUGUGCCUUCCACGGCUCAUCGCUCUCACAGAGCAAUACGCCGUGAGCGAGUUACUAAAAGCAUCUAAAGAUGGACAGGACAUUGACGGAGAGGUACUUACCUAUCUGGAGCUCGCUCAGUUCCAUAAUGCUAAUCAACUCGCUGCCUGGUGUUUACACCACAUCUGCACCCAUUACAACAGGAUAUGUGCCAAUUAUCGCAAAGAGAUCAAGUCCAAAUCGCCGGAAAACCAGGAAUAUUUCGAGAAGCACCGCUGGCCUCCGGUCUGGUAUCUGAAAGAGGAAGAUCACUAUCAGCGGGUGAAGAAGGAGAGAGAGAAAGAGGAUGUGGUGUUGAAUAAACAUCACUCGCGGCGGCGCUGGUGUUUCUGGAGCACGUCCCCUGCUGUCGCUUGAGUCUCUACUCUUUCUAAAAAAGCUCUCGGUUUAUUUUGAAAAGCUCUUAUUUGUUCCUUAUGUCUUCUAUUUUGCUAAGAUGAAACAGGCCACGCUAAAAGAGCAAUCAGUUUCGAAGCACAAUCUCAGCGUCCGAUCGAUGCUGGCCGACAAAUCUUGCGAAGGUGAUGUAAAAGCCUAUUCCUCAUGAUGUAAUAAUAAUUGUUUAUUAACUGAGCUGCUGUGUGGGACUUGUUUGUGUGACACUGACUGUGUUAGACGCAUAAGAAUCUUAAAAUGCUGAGAGGAUUAGGGAAUCUGUUGUGUUUUACUCUCUUUUUUUUUAACUUAGGUGCUAUAUAACGUAUAUACGCAUUAACACGUUUCAACUGUAUAAAGAUGUGGAAAGCGCUGAUUCUGAGCACAUGCCAUGCAUUUUGAAAUAUUCUCAACAUCUGCUUUUGAGCAAUUGUUGGGUCGUUUUGGUUGGCGAUUUGCACAAUCUAUGACCGAAAACGAAGAGCACUUGAGGUUAGAUUGUAAUAUAAUGGAUGUACGUUUGAUCGAUGUAAUUGUAGGAGCUUAAAGCAUUCUGGUCGAUGUAUAAACAUCACGAUAGCUGGGUCAUUCCUCUUAAAGGGAAAGUACACCCAAAACUGAAAAUUCUAUCAUUAUUUACUCUAUACAUUAUUCACUUGAUUUAAACCUGUUUGACUUUUUCUUCUGCUGAACACAAAAGAAGAUAGUUUGACCAUUGACUUUCAUAUAUUUGUUUUUCUUACUAUAGAUGGCAUUGGUUACCAGUUUUCAGCAUUUUUCAAAAUAUCUUCUUUUGUGUUCAACAGAAGAAAGAAAGUUAAACAGGUUUGGAAUCAUUUGAAGAUGAGUAAAUUGUGUGUAAACUUUCAGUUUUGGGAGAACUGGCCCUUUAAGGCCCCGAUAUACUUCAAGUUUCACUUUCAUGCGUAGCAUAAACGCAUUUGUUUGGAGUUCAUUUAAGAAAUUAAACAUGCCUCAAAGUUCACCCAAUACUAAAAA
Danio aesculapii is the source of this 3288-nucleotide messenger RNA. RefSeq names its product Rho related BTB domain containing 1 (gene rhobtb1). Gene Ontology annotation, biological process: small GTPase-mediated signal transduction. The transcript has 10 exons. The coding region runs from base 208 to 2271 and encodes 687 amino acids. The record is from RefSeq and is a predicted model, not a curated record. Gene Ontology annotation, molecular function: GTP binding; protein binding; GTPase activity. NCBI's taxonomy places the organism in Eukaryota, Metazoa, Chordata, Actinopteri, Cypriniformes, Danionidae.